ACAAUAGACAUAAUGUACCCGAAGAGUUUAAGAAAUGAGACUUUACGACGCGAGGAACCUGUAACUACAUAAAAUAGAGUAUUGCCUCUGCAUUCUGUGAAGGGACUAAGAGAAUCAACAGAAACCUCACGCAGGGUGACCGGCCGAUGUUUGUAAAUACAAGUCAGAAGCGUUAUCCUCAGGGCUAAAAUGUUCAGUCCAGAAAAUGAGCAUGGAAUUCUGCCCUUCCUUAAGGAUGAUCCAGAAGACUGUCGCUCCGAUGUCGAAUGUCCGAAUCGUAGUGUUGCUGUGCUGGUGUCUACUGGCGCAAGUGACUAGUGUCCCAAUUCCCACACGCCCAGAGCUUCCUCCUUCAUCAGCGCUGAAAUUCAUGAAGCAGUUUGGCUACUUAGAACAGGGCACACCUGAUUCUGAAGCCCUGUACAGCGAAGAAGCUAUAGUAGAAGCCAUAAAAAAUGUUCAAAAAUUUGGUGAUAUUCCGCAAACAGGAAUGUUAGACAACGCAACUCUUCAGUUAAUGGUGGCAAAACGCUGUGGAGUCCCCGACAUAGUACGUCACAAGGGGGAGAGAAGAAAAAGAUUUAUUGUGGGAGCUGAAGGGUGGAAGAAACGAGAUAUCACUUACUUUGUUGCUAACUGGUCACCAAAGCUGUCUGAGGAAGAUGUGGUAAAUGAGAUGAAGAAAGCCUUCAAAGCAUGGAGUGGAUAUGCAAGGCUCAAUUUCCAUCAUACUCAAGAUCCCAAUGCAGACAUUACAAUAGCAUUUGGGAGGGGACCUCAUCAAGAUGGGUUUCCUUUUGAUGGACCUGGUAAUAUAUUAGCUCAUGCCUUCUACCCAUAUGAAAUGGACAGUUAUGGUGGCGACAUACAUUUUGAUGACGAUGAAGACUGGAAGAUUGUAAUGAGCGCAGAUUCAGAUGGGGUAGACUUCUUUACUGUAGCAGUACAUGAACUGGGUCACAGUCUGGGUCUAGCUCAUUCACCAGUCUCAACUUCCAUCAUGUUCCCUUACUACAAAGGACAUGAGAACAACUUCCAACUUGGUUAUGAUGACAUUCUUGCUAUGUACGAGCUUUACAUUGCAAGACACUUAGCAGGGGAAUAUGAGAAAACAGCAGGAAAUGAUGAGCAUGAAGGAACAGAUGAUUCUGAAGAAGGAAGGAAUAACAAUGAAGACAGUGAUGUGAACACAAGGUCUGAAGAUGAUGAUAAGACAGAAACAAGUGGUGAAGAAUCACCAGGCAGUAGAUACCCAUUAUCCCCUACCAUACCGACAACAGAUGACUCUAUAACAUUUACUGGGGAUGAUGAAACUGUUGAAGAUCAUAAGGGUCAUGAUGACAAACACAGAAUUCCAACAUCAUCUUCACCAUUAACACCAGACAUAUGUGAAGGAAAUUUUGAUGCUGUAGCUGUUCUUCGAGGAGAACUGUUUAUUUUUAAGGAAGAGUACAUGUGGCGUUUGACUCAACGUGGGGAAGUGCAAGAAGGGUAUCCUGUGCAAUUCCGACAACUCUUCUGGAAACUUCCAAAAUAUAUUACAAAAAUUGAUGCAGCCUACCAACGGGAAACAGAUGGAAGCAUUGUACUCUUUACAGGAAAGAAGUUCUGGGUAUAUAAUGGUGACAAUUUUAUAGAAGGGAGCCCUAGGCCAUUGACAGAUUAUGGUUUACCAGCGUACAUUGACAAAAUAGAUGCUGUUAUGGUGUGGAAUAAGAACAGCAAAACAUUCCUGUAUAGUAAGGACAUGUAUUGGAGAUACAAUGAGACAACACAAAGAAUGGAUCCUGGAUACCCCCAUAAUAUUAGCAGGUGGAGUGGAGUUCCUCCUGACUUAGACGCUGCAAUGACAUGGACGGAUGGUUUCACCUACUUCUUCAAAGGAAGAUUAUUUUGGCGAUUUGACAAUAUCAUGAUCAGGACUGAUGAUCAUUACCCUUUACCUGCACCACAACACUGGGUUGGUUGUCCAGAGAAGCCAGACACUAUUUGGUGGUGACAAGUGUAAAAUGGUGAACUAUUUAUUUUAAGGCAAGAGGACUUGCAAAGAACACUGGAAUCUAUAUUAAAAUAUAGAAGCACAUGCAACUGGAUAUGAAGUGUUUUAGCAAGUACUGAAGUAAUAACCUGGGGACACUGGUUUCUUGUUAGUGUGGUGAAUAUGGCUGCACAAUUAAACAUCUCACUCAUCACAUAAAUAUGGAGUAUGUAAUUUGUCAUAUAUUUUUAUGAAUAUGUGGUUCUAAAGACACUUCCAAUAUUAUUUAGACAUGUACAGUUUGAGGUUUAGAGUGUAAGCCAUGAUAAAUGUUGAGUAUUAUGCAACAUUUCGGCAAACACUACAGUUGCCUUAUAUAAGGCUGUUCUACCGUUCCACCUGUCAGCACCAUCAAAUCUAACUCUCCACCUACUGCCUGCCUAAACAACACUUCCAGAACUUGCCUGACUACACAUUGCAAUGUUUGCUGAUAUGUCGAUUAAUACUAAACAUUCAAUGCAUCUCACACACAAAAGCUGAAGUCAUACACUAAACACCAGACAUGAGAAUCUAAGGACAAGAAUUAUUUAAUCAUCUCUGCUAUAACAGUAUUGACGAUGAUAAUGUGGAAGUGUUAAAGAUUUGGAACUGGAUCUACUGUAUUUCAAAGUUUGAGGAAACUGACUUGCAUUUAGCAGCAUCAUUUGACAGGAUAAGGGAAUCUGACCUUAUUUUCAAAGCCAUAGUACAAGUACUUCAAAAUUUCUUAAGUGACCACAGUUUUAUUGAGAUGUCACGAUAAACACCUUAUGUGGUAACUACUUUUAUAUCAAAUUGAAAAUUACUGAAGUUAAUAGCAAUGUAGUAUUAAACUUUUGCUGUAGCUCCAAUUCAUACGCAAUAUAUAUCAUGUGUUUAAACUGACAUUUUAUAGAAUAAGUUUGAUUUAAACUCUUUUGCUAUUUUGAAUAUAUUUGUUAAUCUAAAUAAAAUUUGGUAUCUUAACAGA
Messenger RNA from Zootermopsis nevadensis, 2987 nucleotides. The record is from RefSeq and is a predicted model, not a curated record. Lineage: Eukaryota; Metazoa; Arthropoda; Insecta; Blattodea; Termopsidae.